This is a messenger RNA of Mugil cephalus (flathead mullet), 1271 nucleotides long. RefSeq names its product secretagogin-like. Lineage: Eukaryota; Metazoa; Chordata; Actinopteri; Mugiliformes; Mugilidae. Gene Ontology annotation, biological process: regulation of long-term synaptic potentiation; regulation of presynaptic cytosolic calcium ion concentration. The record is from RefSeq and is a predicted model, not a curated record. The transcript has 11 exons. Gene Ontology annotation, molecular function: calcium ion binding. Gene Ontology annotation, cellular component: synapse; terminal bouton; nucleus. The coding region runs from base 99 to 917 and encodes 272 amino acids.
CUCGUUGAAGAAUCGUCUCUGUCUGCGAGUUUUUUUUUCUUUUUCUUUUUAAAGUCGUCCCCCCUCGUCUCGGUUUCGUCGGACUGGUCUCCAGCACCAUGGACAGCGCCUUGGAAAACCUGGACGCUGCAGGUUUCUUACAGAUCUGGCAACAUUUUGACAAACACGACCACGGCUACAUCGAGUGGCACCAGCUGGACGCCUUCUUCCAACACAUGCUGCAGAAACUUGGGAUGAAGAGGGAGGAGAUCACUGAGGACAAAGUCAGAAGACUGAGAGAAAGAUACAUGUCUGCGUACGACACCGCGUCCGACAGACGUCUCCAGAUCCAGGAGCUGGCCACCGUCAUGCUUCCUGAGGAGGAGAACUUCCUGCUCCUGUUCCGCCGAGAGACGCCGCUGAACAACAGCGUGGAGUUUAUGAGGAUCUGGAGAAGCUACGACACCGACAGCAGCGGCUACAUCUCAGACAUCGAGCUCAAGGGCUUCCUCCAGGACCUGUUCCUCCAACACAAGAAGUCGGUCACCGCUGAGAAACUUGAGGAGUACACGGACACCAUGAUGAAGAUGUUUGACAAGAACAAAGAUGGCCGACUGGACCUGAACGACCUGGCCAGAAUUUUGGCGCUGAAAGAAAACUUCCUGCUGAAGUUUAAGAUGGAUGCCUGCAGCCAGGAGGACAGAAAGAGGGACUUUGAGAAGAUCUUUGCUCACUACGACGUUAGUAAGACGGGCGAGCUGGAGGGCCCUGAGGUGGAUGGAUUUGUGAAGGAUAUGAUGGAGCUGGUGAAGCCCAGCAUCAGUGGAACAGACCUGGACAAGUUCAGGAAAGCCCUGAUGGGUCACUGUGACAUCAACGGGGACGGAAAGAUCCAGAAGAACGAGCUGGCUCUCUGCCUCGGCCUCAAGCUCAGCUAACGCUCUUCACGCGUCCUCCCUCCAUCUCUGUCCAUCCCACUGCAUCAUCCCACUGCUCUGUUCACACUGGAUUUAUUCCUCGUCACAUCCAGAGCCCCUCAUGUAAAGAACUUCCUGUAUUGAUAUCUUUUUCUCCUGUUACCAGGACCUUGUACAUUCUUCUGUUAAAGUUGAACGUAGAGUGCAUUAAACAUUAAACGUGAAUCUGUGUCAGAUAGAAUGAUAACGGUGGAGCUCUGAGGUAUAAGAUGCAAAAAAUGAAAUGUCUGGAUAGUGUCUCCUGACGGUGGUGUUUCUUCAUGACUCAACGGCACGCUGCUUCUUUGUGAUGUGCUAAUAAACUGUCUGAAACGA